Penicillium coprophilum is the source of this 4380-nucleotide messenger RNA. RefSeq lists its product as uncharacterized. Gene Ontology annotation, biological process: transmembrane transport. NCBI's taxonomy places the organism in Eukaryota, Fungi, Ascomycota, Eurotiomycetes, Eurotiales, Aspergillaceae. The transcript has 8 exons. The record is from RefSeq and is a predicted model, not a curated record. The coding region runs from base 1 to 4380 and encodes 1459 amino acids. Gene Ontology annotation, molecular function: ABC-type transporter activity; ATP hydrolysis activity; ATP binding. Gene Ontology annotation, cellular component: membrane.
AUGCCUUUCAAUUCCCAAAAUGGUUCGCUUUUUGAACAGAACGGCGAGCAAUUUGACUUCAACGUGGACUUUGAGCAGGUCUUCUUCUCCAUCAUCCCGUCUGCCCUCUUCAUAGUGCUCGCAGCAUGGAGAAUUGUUUCUCUUGCUCGAAAGCCCACCAUGGUCAACGCUUCUGCCUUUCGGCUAGGGAAAAUGAGUGCCAUUACAGUGUACGCUGUGCUGCAAAUUGCGCUCGUCAUCCUGGCCGCUGCAGGUCACUUCGACGCCACAGCCAUGUUCAUAGCGACCUCAGCCCUCAAGCUGCUAGCGGCUUUUAUCAUGCUUCCUCUGAGUGAUGUUGAGCACACUCGAUCACCUCGACCGUCUAUGCUAUUGAUGGGAUACCUGCUCUUAACGCUUCUACUAGACGGAGCCCAGUCGAGAACUCUCUACCUGUCCUCCACUCUGGCUACGGAGCGCGCCUACAGCAAUCUAUUUACUGCUGCUUUGGCUGUUAAAGCUGUCGUGCUACUGCUGGAAUCCCAGCAUAAGUCCAGGUGGAUUCAGGCUGGUUGGAACAAAGAUGAGCAUAGCCCAGAGGAAACCAGUGGCAUAAUAUCCAUUGGUGUCUUCUUUUGGCUCAACCGCUUGUUCCUGUCCGGAUACAGCAAAGUCCUUUCCGUCAAUGAUUUGUACCCCCUGGACGGUGCCAUGGACCCAACAAGCCUCCACGAGAAAUUCUCUCAACAUCUAGACAUGGACAAGAUGAAGGGCGACAAAUUCGGUCUGACCAAGGCCCUCAUUCGUACACUUAUAGGACCACUUCUCCUCCCUGUCAUCCCCCGCUUGGCCCUCUUCGGCUUUUCUAUCGCUCAGCCGCUGUUCAUUGAGGGGCUUCUAGACUACCUUUCAAAGGAUGAGCUCAACCCAAACUUUGGCUAUGGAUUAAUUGGCGCCAGCUUUUUGAUCUAUACCGGAAUUGCUAUCAGCUGGGCCUUCUACCGAUAUUAUCAUCAUCGCAUGCGCACUAUGCUAAGGUCUAUCCUCGUUACUGAGACCUUUAUCACGGCCACAAGAGCUCGCAUCGGAGCCGACGACAGCGCAGCGCUAACUCUCAUGAGUACCGAUCUUGAGAGAAUUAGAAUAGGCUUCCGACAACUACAUGAUAUCUGGGCAAGUCUGAUCCAGGUAGUGCUAUGUGCGUGGAUGUUGAAUGGCCGCCUUGGCGUUGUCUUCGUCGUUCCUAUCGUCGUCGUGGUUCUCUGCUUCUUGGGCCUAGUCAUUCUGAUGAAUUUUAUCGGUACGGCACAGAGAAGAUGGAUGUCACUAGUCCAGAAGCGCGUUGGCCUGACGGCUGCUAUCAUUUCCAGCAUGAAGAACCUCAAGAUAUCCGGUCUUUCCUCGUCCGUGAGCACGUUCGUGCAGAAGCUGCGCGUCGAGGAGCUUAUAGCGGGAGUUCAUUACCGCAAGAUCUAUAUUGGGGCGGCGGUCUUUGGGUUCAUUCCGCUGCUCAUUAGCCCGGCCGUGACAUUUGCCUUUGCCCAGAACCAACACCAACUAGACUCAUCGAAGAUAUUCACAAGUCUCUCUUUCUUGACCCUCAUGACGCAGCCUCUAUCGCAGAUUUUCCAGAGUAUUCCCGAAGUUAUCUCUGGCCUGGCUUGUAUUGGCCGAAUUCAGGCAUUUCUGGAGUGCGAGACUCGCGAAGACUUUCGUCAAGUCGUAGCCUCCUCUGAAAAAGGCUUUGAAAAGAGCUCGCUCAACCGUGAGCCUUCAUACGAGUCCGAAGUGGUUAUUGAGAAGGGGAGCUUCGGCUGGGAACAAGACAAGUUCAUCCUACAAGACAUCAACACCAAAAUACCAAAGUCAUCUCUUACCCUUGUUGUCGGACCAAUUGGAUCGGGCAAGUCUACACUUUGCAAGGCACUACUUGGAGAGAUUCCCUUUCACCAAGGUAGAGUCACACUAGGUGCAAGGGCCGUGGUCGGAUUCUGCGACCAGGCUGCGUUUAUAAUGAAUGGAACCAUCAAGGAGAACAUAAUAGGCUUCUCUCCUGUGGAUGAGGAUAGAUAUGCACAGGUGGCUGAGGCAACAGCUCUCAAAUUUGACUUCAACACCCUACCACAAGGCGAUGAAACAAACGUGGGAUCCGACGGUAUCUCCCUAUCCGGAGGCCAGAAGCAGCGCAUUUCCCUAGCACGGGCCCUAUACUUACAAGCCCACUUCCUUAUUCUCGACGACGUCUUCAGUGGCUUAGAUGCGGACACCGAAGAGCAAGUCUUCCGUCAAGUCUUUGGACCAGAAGGAUUGUUGAGACGCCGCCAAACCACUGUCUUACUCUGUACGCACAGCGUUCGACAUCUACAGGCGGCAGACUACAUUAUAGCCCUUGGGGACGGUGGCAUUAGUGAGCAAGGCACAUUCAACACACUGAUAGCUGGUGGUGGCUAUGUUCACCGUCUGGGCCUGAAGAGAUCCGAAAGCGAGACGUCCUCGGAGGAAUUAAGUAUCGAAAAGAGCGCAGAGGAAUCUUCGUCGCCGGUGAAAAAUGAAAAAGCGGCCAAGCUUACUGUUGACCCUAAUAUUGACGCAUCGCGGCAAGUUGGAGAUGGCACCGUGUAUAAGCAUUAUAUCAGAAGUAUGGGGUGGCUGCUCGCAGGAUCUGCCGUUUUCUUUGCUGUGCUCUGGGGCUUCUUCUUGAACUUUUCGACUAUCUGGCUUACGUACUGGGUUGGGGACAUAAAAUCGCAAAGUCCAGCCCACUCUUCGAGUUACUGGGCCGGAAUCUACGCGCUCUUUCAGAUCUGUGCUUUGAUCUCGCUGUUCUUACUUGGUGCCUCCAUUUGGAUAGUAUCCAUCAAACGUGCUGGCGCCAACCUGCAUGAAGACAUCUUAAAGACGCUGUUUCGUGCACCACUUCGCUUUUUCACUGAAACCGACAUAGGUGUCACGACUAAUCUAUUUUCACAAGAUUUGAAUCUCAUUGACACGGAGCUGCCAGAUGCCACCGUCAAUACCCUGUUCUCGAUAAUCCAACGCAUCACACAAGUUGUUGGGCAAAUGGCUGUUAUGCUCGCGUCGUCUCCCUAUUUGGCUAUCGCCUUCCCAUUUCUCGCCGCCCUGCUUUACGUUCUACAAAAGUUUUACCUGCGCACUUCGAGGCAGCUUCGAUUGCUCGACCUGGAAGCCAAGAGCCCGCUAUACACACACUUUCUUGAUAUUGUCAAAGGCAUCACAACAUUGCGGGCAUUCGGCUUCAUUCAUGAAGAUAUCAAAAAGAAUGCUCGUCUUCUCACUUCGAGCCAGCGGCCUUCGUAUCUCCUUCUUAUGAUCCAGGAAUGGCUGAAUGUCGUUCUGGAUGUGGUAGUCAUGCUGUUAGCAGUAGCGCUAACAACGUUCGCCGUGCGCUUUCAUUCUAACUCUGCUUUCGCCGGUGCCGCUCUGUACAGUCUUCUGAGUUUUGGAGAGAACCUUGCUGGCAUUGUUCUGUUUUGGACCAAUCUUGAAACCUCACUUGGCGCAAUUGCCAGACUAAAGACAUUUAACGAGACCGUAAUACCCGAAGACAGAGAUGAAGAGGACAUCGACGCACCCGAACCGUGGCCUCAGCGUGGGGUGGUGGAACUGAAGGGUGUUUCGGCAAAAUAUGACGCUGACAAUGGUGAUGAUGUGGCCAAAAGCCUAGCUCUCCGCGAUAUCCACCUGACCAUCAACUCUGGAGAAAAGGUUGCUAUUUGUGGUCGCACAGGUAGCGGCAAAUCUAGUCUUGUCGCUUUAAUUCUCAAGCUCCUCGAUCCGAUAUCCGCCACGGCGGAAAACAUUGUGAUUGACGAUUUACCGCUCCAUCGACUAAAUCGAUCCGUGCUGCGUCAGCGCAUCAUCGCAGUGCCCCAAGAGGCCGUCUUCUUACCCGACGGAUCUACAGUCCAGAAGAAUCUUGAUAUUGCCGAGGAGGCCACCCUAAAUGAGUGUAGAACUGUGCUCGAGUCCGUCGGCUUAUGGGACAUUGUUGAGGAAAGAGGUGGCCUAGCCGGAGGAAUGAAUGCUUCGAGUUUCAGCGCUGGACAGCGGCAGCUGCUCUCAUUUGGCCGAGCCCUGCUCAGACACUCAGUUCGAGAGCGCAAGUUUGGGGCCGCUGGGAAACUAGGUGGCAUCCUGCUUCUAGACGAAGUAAGUUCAAGCGUGGACCAAAAGACGGAACGCAUCAUGCAGGAGAUUAUUAGAACCGAGUUUACAAACUACACGGUCAUUGCGGUCAGCCACCGACUGGACAUGAUUAUGGACUUUGACAGGGUGGUGGUUAUGGAUACUGGCGAUAUUGUGGAGGUGGGCAAGCCGGCCGUGUUAGCGCAAGAGACUGGAACUAGAUUUGGUGAGCUUGUCAGAGCAGGGAACAAGUAG